AUGUCGAAUGUUCGAACAUUCACGGGACCGCAGCAAGAAGUGGCGGGUACACUGCCCAACAACUACUCGCUGGGCGGCGGCAACAUGAAAGCUGACUACAAGGUGGCUACGAACAUUGUGCCGAACACGGAAGCGCGAUGGAAAGACGUUAACACGCGCGGUCGCGGUGGCGACGUGCUUCGACAAGAGACGCAGGCGCACGAGAUUGAUCUUCCUCCAAACAAGCCUCACAUGCAUGCAGGCGCAAAUGAAUCCCACAACAAGGUGUACUCAUCUCACCAAGGCCCCGACAAGCCGGAUGUGUAA
Mycosarcoma maydis (corn smut) is the source of this 306-nucleotide messenger RNA. RefSeq lists its product as uncharacterized. Lineage: Eukaryota; Fungi; Basidiomycota; Ustilaginomycetes; Ustilaginales. Bases 1 to 306 code for a protein of 101 amino acids. The transcript has 2 exons. The record is from RefSeq and is a predicted model, not a curated record.